AUGGUGCUGGGUGGUAUCAGCCAGUUCUUCCCAGCCAGCCUCAGCUCCGUCAUCGUUGGAGCGUACGUGAUCGUCUUCGGUCUCGUUGUCGCUGGCCUCGAGUUCCUGCCCAACAUACCCGACUAUGCUUACCGCUACGCAUCCUUCCUCUUCUCUUUCCUCGGCCGUGGUGUCUUCUACAUCUUCGUCGGCUGCCUCCUGCUGCACGAUAACGUGCUGCGCAUCAUUGCCGGCUCGCUUGUUGGCUUCAUCGGCGUUGGCUUCGCCGUUCUCGAGUUCAUCCCGUCCAUCGAGCCUCCCUCAAACAUGCGCGAGUCUGACCAGGGCUGGGGCUCUGAGCAGGUCUAA
This is a messenger RNA of Penicillium taxi, 348 nucleotides long. Its product is annotated as TVP15 family protein. Lineage: Eukaryota; Fungi; Ascomycota; Eurotiomycetes; Eurotiales; Aspergillaceae. Gene Ontology annotation, biological process: vesicle-mediated transport. The transcript has 3 exons. Gene Ontology annotation, cellular component: Golgi membrane. The record is from RefSeq and is a predicted model, not a curated record. Bases 1 to 348 code for a protein of 115 amino acids.